AUGCCGCGCCCUCGUAUUGAUCUCGAGUCGCACAAAGAAAAGAUACUCGAUCUUAUCACCCAAAAGACUUCACAUACAGCUAUUCGCGCUAUUCUCAAAGAAAAAUACGAUAUUACCAUUAGCCGCAGCACCCUGCAGAGAUGCCUUGGUCACUGGAAACCUCCUAAACCCCGUACUCUCACGACUAGGGAAGAGAUCCGAGAUCGAGUUGAAGAGCUUGUACCUCGGUAUAGCACACAAAAGAUCCUUGUAAUCCUCGCUGCAGAGGGCACACCCUCUUCAGUCAUUAUACUACAAAGAAUUCGAAACGAAUUUUGUAUUAGGCUUCGCCUCACUCCUGAACAGCGCCAACAACAGUUGGACGAUGUUGAAGCUUCGUGA
Molecule: messenger RNA, 381 nt
Organism: Penicillium crustosum
Lineage: Eukaryota; Fungi; Ascomycota; Eurotiomycetes; Eurotiales; Aspergillaceae
Exons: 1
Coding region: 1-381 (126 amino acids)
Source: RefSeq, a predicted model, not a curated record